Haemorhous mexicanus (house finch) is the source of this 5472-nucleotide messenger RNA. It is a transcript of the gene KCNIP1, whose product is annotated as potassium voltage-gated channel interacting protein 1. The transcript is spliced from 9 exons. Gene Ontology annotation, biological process: regulation of potassium ion transmembrane transport. The coding region runs from base 385 to 951 and encodes 188 amino acids. The record is from RefSeq and is a predicted model, not a curated record. Gene Ontology annotation, cellular component: voltage-gated potassium channel complex. Lineage: Eukaryota; Metazoa; Chordata; Aves; Passeriformes; Fringillidae. Gene Ontology annotation, molecular function: calcium ion binding; potassium channel regulator activity; transmembrane transporter binding.
CUUAAAAAAAACCCUCAAAGCUUAACGCUUGCUGAAUGCCGAGCUGCAGUGCUUUGCUUUUUCCCUCCUCCUUCCUUCUUUUCUUUCUUGUCUGGUCUUUCUCUGUUUUGUUUUGUUCUUGGGGGCAUUUCACAUAGAUUUUGUUCACUGUCAGUGGAGGGGUGGGGUAAUAGGAAUAAAAAAAUCCUAGGCAAAAUAAAUUCUCCCCAAAAACUCACGAGUGGCUUUUGCAAUGGGUGCUGUCAUGGGCACAUUCUCUUCUCUACAAACGAAACAAAGAAGACCAUCAAAAGGUCCCGUGGAAGCCGGAGGAGUUUGGUGCAGCUGCUUUUCCAAAGUGUCUGGCAAGUGCUUCUAGAGGAUAGAAUUGAAGAUGAAUUAGAAAUGACGACAGUGUGCCAUAGACCCGAGGGACUGGAACAGCUUGAAGCACAAACCAAUUUCACUAAAAGAGAACUUCAAGUUCUUUACAGAGGAUUUAAAAAUGAAUGUCCUAGUGGGGUUGUUAAUGAAGAAACAUUUAAACAGAUCUAUGCACAGUUUUUUCCUCAUGGAGAUGCCAGCAUGUAUGCACAUUACCUCUUCAAUGCCUUCGACACUGCACAGAAUGGCUCCGUGAAGUUUGAGGAUUUUGUGAUGGCACUGUCCAUUCUGCUGCGGGGAACUGUUCAUGAAAAGCUGAGAUGGACAUUUAAUCUGUAUGACAUAAAUAAGGAUGGCUAUAUAAACAAGGAGGAAAUGAUGGAUAUCGUAAAGGCAAUUUAUGAUAUGAUGGGAAAAUACACGUAUCCUGUGCUCAAGGAAGAUGCACCAAGGCAGCAUGUGGAAGUGUUUUUCCAGAAAAUGGAUAAAAACAAAGAUGGAGUUGUAACUCUAGAUGAGUUUAUUGAGUCGUGUCAGGAGGACGACAAUAUCAUGCGAUCCUUACAGCUCUUUGAGAAUGUCAUGUAACCAGACAGGCACUGGAGGAGUCUGAGACUUCUGUGGAACAAAGAUCUUCUUUCUGGGUGAAAGAUUUUACAAUUGAGCCAUGUCCAGUGUGUGAGGAUUUUGUAUGAUAUGUCCAACCAAAUGGCAACUGAAUGCAGCCGAUCCCACCACUUCUCUCUGGAAGAUGCUGCUGGACUUUUGUUUCACUUUGGAAGCAUGUGAAUAUUUUAAUAAAUCCCGACAAGAGAGAACUGCUGCUCGAAGUUCAAUGAGUAAUACAGAGCAUUGUUUGCUAGGCACAAGUCCUGCUUUUAAUCUAGCAAGCUUAAUUCCCUAUAGUAGCACAUGUUGAUAGCUGUUCAGCCAUCGAUUGCAAGCGACUGCUCAGUCCAUACCUUUGUUUGGCACAAUGUUCUGUGGAUGCCUUUGCUGUUAAUCUGCUUUGACAAAACCCCAAUCUGCCAGGGCAGUCUGUGAAAAAAUGAACAGUCAAUGUACCUGGGACAUUAAACAGACAGCCCAUGUAGCCAGUAUCCCCAUUUCUGCAGAGAUCCUGCUUAUCCUCUCACAUGCACUGGUGCCACUACGCUGGGUUUAGUGGAGAUCUUCCUGAGCACAUUAAUCAGGUGAUCCUCAUGCCAGGGUGAGUCAGAAAGGAGCAGAACGUGUUGCACAUAUUAAUGUAAAAGUACAGAACAAAUCCUGUUCAGGAGUGGUAAGUUUCCAGGAGACGAGGCAGGUGUGUAAGGGCUGGUACAGAAAGGUGAACACCUGCUCUGGUCCCAGCUGCCUGCUCAGUCCCAGGGACACCAGGUGAUGCUCCACAGUGCAUCUCAGCAGCACCACGGCCAUGUGCUCUGGUCCUUUUACUGUAGUUUGGCACACCCUUCCCAGGUUCAUCACUGGACAUUACAGUCAGGUCUUACCCCCCUAUGGAUUUAUUUAAAUUUUCUUGUUUGACUUAGUGAAGAACAAGGAUGCAGCUGUGUUUCAACAUACAGACCUUGGUACCCACAAAGUGCCCAGCACAUUUGAUUGGGAGUUCCUUAAUUGUUAUUAGCCUCAGAAUCAGCUCCCAGGCCCCAUAUUUUUUUCCUACAAGGCACUAGCAUGCCUUGUAUAAGGCCCCAUUUCUUUGCUAAUGCCAAGUAGAGUAUUGGUUUAAGGGUUUGGGUUUUUAAUUAAUAAAACAGAAAAGUUCGUGUAGUGAAUUUACACCAAGGUUGGAUGAUUUGUCAGCUGGGGAACAUCAGAGCCUUCUGUCAAGAAGCCUUUUAGGAAAGCUGAACCACCAGAGUGCCACUGCCAUCUCCAGGCAGACAGUGGCUGAGAAGCAAAGGGAAGAAGGGAACAGCCAGCUCUUCCAGCUGCUCAAACCACGCAGAUGGGACUGUCCCUGCAGUAGGGCUGCAUCAUUCCCAUCCAGGAAGCAUCUGUUUUUAUGGUAUCACAUACUAAUUACAAAGUGUUAGCACUGAAGAUAUAUUUUAAAAAUUAUGUAAGUGGAAGUUUUUUUAUAAUACAGAAUAUACAGAAUGCCUCAGUUCUGUAGCCCUAAUUUUAUAAAAAAUUCAUCUAUUGAAUCAUUCCUAAUUACAGAAGCAGGUCUGAUCAGUCCUAGUAUAAUGAUAAUGCCAAUUCCCCAAGAUGGGGCGUUUUCCCCUUUUACUGUGCCCCCCCCAUACACUUCUGUGUAGUCUUAACUUUAUUUCUCUAAGUUGUUCCCUUGCCAUCAAAAGUGAAGUUCAAGUGAAGUUACAUGUCUGCAGGAAUGACACCUUAGUCCAUCCUAUUUAUUGCCUUUCAUACAAAUACCAUUAAUGAAUUCCUCCCAGCAGUGAUCCAGCACCUCUGGUGAGGGGCUGGGAUUUGCAGGAGUGAUGCCCUGCUGUGGGAGUACCUUUCCUCCAGUUGUUGGGUCAUUUGGGCUUUAUUUAACAGGCACUUUGUAAAGACAUCAGCUGUAGCUGAAAUAAUAACAGUUUACACCAUUCCUUCUUGAUUCUUCUUGCAAUCACUUUCGCAAAUGACAGAAUUUAAUAUAAUUACCAGGUUUUCCCUCUCACCAAAACUGCUUAAUCUAUUAUUCUAAGCAGUUCACUUCAGCAGAGGGAGAAGUGGCCAGGACAGUGGAAAUUAAGGAUUUUAAUCAGGCUAGCACAGUGCCUUUUUCCUCUAAUAGUCUCGCUUCAAGGGUGCUUAUGAGAUGGCGCAUACAGACAGAAGUGUUUGGAAUGUGCCCUUUUCAAAAGAAAAUGUUGUUAGUUGCAUGAUGCCGUAGUCCCUGAAGCUAAAUUAAUUUCUGGAGUUAGUGUGAUGAAUUUGGCCUCAUCUGUGUUUCCUGGCCUGAUGGCAGCAGUUCUUUGGGGGCUGUCUUUGUCACCAGGGCUGUCACUGUUUUCUCUUGAGUGUGGCUGCAGCUCAGCAGCAAAGAGCUGCUGUCACUGUCAGUGUGUGCUGGCAUGCACUGCUGACCAGAGUGCCAGUUCUGACCCUGCACUUCUGCCAUCUCCUUUGCUGCUCCACUGUGCCUGCUUUUCACUGCCAGGAACAAGGAGGGUGCAUCAGGUCGAGAGGAACAUGCUGAUAUCCACACUGAGUCUGCCCUUAGAGGACAACGAGCUUUGAUUUUGAUCCCACUGGAGCCAGUGCCCUCCCACACACCCCUGAUGUUCUGCCCUGGGUUGAGCUCUGUGCUUCACCUGAAGCCCGCAGUAGCUGAGAAAGGGGGACUUGCAAAGUGUCCCCCACAGCUGCAUUUUGCCAUGGCUCAGAUUGCAGAAUCUAUCUGUGGCAGAGUCCUUGCCAUUGCAAACCAAAUUAUUUCCCUGUGUUUGCCCCUGAUCCCACUGUUACAGCCAGAGGCUGGGAUGCAGCAGUCCAUGGAAGGCCUCUGGGCUUUCCAUCAGCAGCAUCUGUCCAUGGCAGGUGUGCUCCAGUUGGCAGGUGAGACAUCAGUGACUGUGAGAGAGCUGCUCUCUGCAUGGAAAUGGCUUUGGGUUGGUUCUCAUGUUUUCUGUGAAUGUUACUCUACUGUAAACUUGCCAAGUCUCCGCUCGCUCAUAAAUGGGGCUUGCAAUAUUUAUGACAAACACUACUACAGAUUUCUAAAUAAAACACACUCUGCUGCUCCAGUCUCCCACCCUCAUCAAUCCUCCUGCCAGUAGACAGAAGGCAGUCAGAUUCUCUGUCAGUGCACAUUUCCUGCAAGUUAUGAAUGUUUAAAUAAUGUCUGAAUCAGGACUCUGACUGUUUCACUAGUUACAAACAUUAGUCUGCAUCUUCAUGCCAGCAUUUUAUAAAGAAAGCCUUUCAAACAUGCAUUUUAGGUAACAAUCUGUUCACAAAUAGGAAUGUGAUAGAUGAUAAUGCAAAAAAAGAAAAAAAAAAAAAAAAGGAAAAAAAAAAAGUACCAUGCCUGUACUGUGGCUGUUUGUUUUCCUGUUCCUCUGAAUGCAAUGCAAUAUUGUGAGUAACCAUGAGCCAAGCUAAAAGCUUGAGACACAAAUACCCUGAGGUUCAGGCAUCAUGGGCAGUGGCAUUUUGGCAUUUCCUGACUGCAAUAUGUGUUGAGAAUGAACACCCUUGUGUCUGUGGAUUGCCUCUGAUGAGAUAGUAGCAGCAGUGUGUCAAACUUUUCUUCUUCUUUAUGGAAGUGCCAUGAAAGACCUAAGGAAAUGUGCAAAUAAUGUAAAUUGUGAUAUCUAAAGCCAUGUUAAUGGAUCAGCCAUGUAUAGCUUCACUGUUACAAAUGCUAUUCUCCAAUGGCAGUUUGUAUUCAAUUUUGAUGAAUGGUUUUAAAAAUGUUGUUUUUAAUAAUAAAAAGAAAUACCUGUAGGAGGGUGUCCUUUCCUCAACCCAGUAUCAACUGAUAAUGAGGAAAAUUUUUUCUCAAGAAACACUGUUCAGUUAAAAAUUUGCAAGGGAGCUUUUAAAAGUGGGACUCAAGCAUGUAUCUGUGUGGGUGGGGGCUGUGAAACUGAGCUGUGCCGUGAGCUAACACUUACAUGCCAAUGAUUUAUUUGCAUCACUGAUACAGGAGUGCUCUUACAUUUGAUGUGGUGGCGUAUGCUGAACUGAUAGUUUGGCCCUUGUGUAAAGUCCAGAAAUGUUCUUCUAUCUGCACUGUUGAGAGUAACUUGGGGUAGUGAAAACUGCAAGCUUACAGGCAUGGCUUUUCUCUUCUGCAGUUCUGCUUCAGUAUAAGCAGGAAAACAGACAAUCGUGUUGAAAAAAAAAAUGCAAACACUGUUUUAUAGAUAAGGAAAACAACCCAAAACGUCAGUGUCCCUUCAGCUUUGGCUUAUUGUAAGCAUUGUAAGCAUCCAUUCUGACACAUUGAGAAAUGCAGAAGUGACUUUGCCAGACUAUAUAUAUGUGUGUACAUAUACAUAUACAUAUAUAUAUAUAUAUAUACACACACACAUAUAUAUAUUUGCUAACUCCAUUUUGUAGGGUAUUAUCUGUCUACCAGUACAUCCCAGGAUAAAGAACAUUCAUCCAUGCGGAAAUAUGGAAAUAAAGGUGUCUGUGUGAAACGUG